UCUGAAGUUAAAAGGUGGAGAUGGGUGUACAAGCAGUAGCAGAAAAAGGAAAUGAAAAGAAAGUGCCAAGUUUGGUAGAAAACUUUGCGGGGCUCCUUGAACUGUUCGAAGAUGGAUCCAUACUUCGCACAGACCACCAUCUGGCGAUGAAUGUUCCUCCUUGUGAAAAGCCCGGCCCAGAAGAUGGUGGUGUUGCGAGCAGAGAUGUUGUAAUAAAGGAGGAACUUGGCAUCUGGGUCAGAAUCUACCUUCCAAUUGCCACCCUCUCCAAAUUACCCCUUUUGCUCUAUUUCCAUGGCGGGGGAUUUUGUUUCCUUUCUCCUGCUUUUAUUUUUCCCCAUCGUUUUUGCCUGAAGUUGGCUGCCACCAUUGGAGCCAUAGUCGUUUCUGUGAAUUACAGGUUGGCUCCAGAACAUCGCCUUCCUGCUGCCUACGAUGACGCCAUGGAAGUACUUCACUGGCUUCGAUCCUCGCACUCUCACUCUGACCCCUGGUUAAACGCCUAUGCCGAUUUUAGCAGCGUGUUUCUCGUUGGAGAGAGUUCUGGAGGCAAUAUUGUGCACCAUCUUCUAUUGCGAACUGCUUCUGUCAUUCAUGGUAAGGGAAGCUCAGAAGACUCGGACUCGUGGGAUGACGAAGAUGAAUUGGACAUCAGGGGAGCAAUAUUACUUCAGCCAUUCUUUGGAGCACAAGAACGCACACAAUCGGAAAUUCUUUGUCCAGUGGACUCGCAGUUAGACGUACAAGUUUGUGAUACGUUGUGGAGGUUGGCAUUACCGAUGGGAAGCAGCAGAGAUCAUCCAUUUAGCAACCCCAUUAAGUACCUGCAAUUAGAGCUGCCUCUGCCUCCCAUGUUGGUUGUUUUGGGAGGUAAGGAUUGCUUGUGCGACAGAGGUGUGGAGUACUAUGAAGCCAUCCGAAACUCUGGUAAGUGCAAGCGUAUUGAUUUGAUGUUAUUUGAAGGAGAAGAGCAUGGAUUCCAUCAUGCACAAGGAAAUGAAGAAGCUCAUGAUAACCUCAACUACACCAGGCUGAUGCGCCAGGCAGCUCUCUUUGUUUCUUCCAACCGCGAUAAUGGCCCUCUUUAAAUGUCUUUAUUUCUGGUUCUUCUAUUUCAUACUAGCUUUCCAUUCUGCCGUAGGUUUAGUAAGUUUCCUUCUAUGUCUUCAUAUUCCACAAC
This is a messenger RNA of Cryptomeria japonica (Japanese cedar), 1180 nucleotides long. RefSeq names its product probable carboxylesterase 15. NCBI's taxonomy places the organism in Eukaryota, Viridiplantae, Streptophyta, Pinopsida, Cupressales, Cupressaceae. The transcript has a single exon. The record is from RefSeq and is a predicted model, not a curated record. The coding region runs from base 21 to 1088 and encodes 355 amino acids. Gene Ontology annotation, molecular function: hydrolase activity.